Teleopsis dalmanni is the source of this 1834-nucleotide messenger RNA. RefSeq names its product hsc70-interacting protein 1-like. The record is from RefSeq and is a predicted model, not a curated record. The transcript has 3 exons. Gene Ontology annotation, molecular function: Hsp70 protein binding; protein dimerization activity. The coding region runs from base 205 to 1413 and encodes 402 amino acids. Lineage: Eukaryota; Metazoa; Arthropoda; Insecta; Diptera; Diopsidae.
AGUGCUUAAUUGAGAGUUUGCAUAGAAGGUUCGGGAUUUAGGCGUGAGUUUAAAUCAAUAAAAAUAAUACUUUGCGUUUCGAAAAAAUAUUAAUUAAAUUUAAAAACAAAUAAGAUUUCACAAAACAAUUAAAUUAAUUGAAUUGUGUUCGUACGUUUUAAGCAAAUACUUUUUCAAUUAUUAUUGCUUUAAUCGUGUUUCAAAAUGGCUAUGCCCGGCGCUGAAGAUAUAAAGAAACUUAAGGGCUUCAUUGAAUUUGUGCAAGCAAAUCCUACAAUACUAAAUGUACCACAAUUAGAUUUUGUUAAAAAAUUUAUUGAGGGCUUCGGUGGAAAAAUUCCUGAUGGUGAUUUUAAGAUGCCUACUGGAGGAAAAUGCCCAUUUGCCGGUAGUGCUGAAUCGGAUCCCAAGGUCAGUGAAGAAUCUGAUUCUGAAGUUGAAGAAAUUGCCUCAGAUUCUGAAUCGGAAAUUGAAUUGGAUAAUGAAGGAGUUAUCGAAGGAGAUGAUGUUACAGAUUUAAUUAUGGGAGAUUCUAGCAAAACACCAACUGAAGAGGAGGUUGAUCAAGCUAGUGCCAUACGUUCUGAGGCCGCCCAAGCUUAUUCUGAGCAGAAAUUCCAAGAAGCAAUUGAUCUUUACACAAAAGCUAUUGAGUUAAAUCCUGGAAAUGCACUUUUCCAUGCUAAACGCGGUCAAGCAUUCUUAAAGUUGCAAAAGCCGGUUGCUUGCAUUCAUGAUUGCGACAAAGCAUUGGAGUUAAAUUGUGAUUCAGCAGCUGCUUAUAAGUUCCGUGGUAGAGCACAUCGUUUGUUAGGUAAUUGGGAAAGUGCUGCAAAAGAUUUGCGUCAAGCUUGUAAAUUAGAUUUCGACGAAGAAGCUAAUGAUUGGUUAAGUGAAGUAACACCAAAUGCCAAGAAAAUUGAACAACAUCGCGUUAAGUUAGAGCGCAAGAAGUUAGAAAAAGCUCGUAAAGUUCAAGAAGCAGCAGUGCGUGCUGCACAGAAACGAAGAGAACGUCAACAGAAAGAACAAGCUAAAAGUGGUAAUGCUGGUGAUGGUUUUGCUGGCGGUUUUCCAGGCGGGUUCCCAGGUGGUGUACCAUCUUUCAAUGGUUCACAGUUUAAUGAUUUCAUGUCGAACGCAAAGGAUCCAGAAGUUCAAGCUGCGUUUGAGGACAUAAUGAAAAAUCCAGCAAACAUCGAGAAAUAUAAAUCAAAUCCCAAAAUUGCUAAACUAAUUGCUAUGAUACAAGGCAUGAAAGGUGGUUCUGGUGGAUUUCCAAACUUUGGUGGUUUUCCCGGUUUCCCAGGCGGAGCUCCAGAUGACGGAGCAAACGGUAAAGAAACACCUACUGCGGAACCUAAGAAACCUGAACCGAAGAAACCCGAUUUCAUGGAUGAUGGGUUGGAUUAGAAUUAAAAGAAAGUUUUUUUCUCGUAAGUUUUUUUUUUAUUACCAAGCACUGGUCAAAUAACAUUUUGUUCUUUUAAUAAAAUUUUAAAUAUAUGUAUAAUUUUUGGUUCACAAAAAAUGUAUCAUUUUUGAAGGAAUAAGUCUGCGUACGAAACGAAGUCUCGUGUCAUAUAUAAAAAGUAACUUAAAAAUUUGUAUUAGAAUUGUAGUAAUCCUAUUAAAAUGCUUUAAUAAUAAACACAAUUUAUGUAUAAUACAUACAUAAAAAAUUUAAUUAUGAUUAUAUAUUAAGAGCUUAUUGUCAAUAUAAUGAAAACUUAGUUAACACUAAACAACGUUUCCUUAUCGAAUGCUUUAAAUAUAUAAUCGAAAUUUAGUUUUUAUAAAUGAAGCAAUAAUUCAAAAUAAACUGCAUUUAUAC